This is a messenger RNA of Coregonus sp. 'balchen', 3970 nucleotides long. NCBI's taxonomy places the organism in Eukaryota, Metazoa, Chordata, Actinopteri, Salmoniformes, Salmonidae. The record is from the annotation of a GenBank genome assembly.
GUUCUCCUGAUGUCACUUCUCCCCUGCGUCUCCAGAGGGUCUCUCCCAUGAUGAACCUGACCUGUGCUAUUCUACUUCUCUCUCUGGUGUCGCUAGUCCACGGUGCCUACUCUCUCGAUGGGAGGAACAGAGACCUCUAUGGUAGGAUAUCAUGCCAAGCUGUAGCUCAGUAGCCUUGCUCUCCUGCCUACUCUUUUUUACUCAGCAAGAUGUUAUGCCAAUGCUUAAUAUCCGUUGAACGUUCGCCAAAGCAAGGCAUAAAACACAAGAAUCAUUCACGUUGCCAAGCGAAAGAAAGGGUGGUACAUUUUCAUUUAGAUGCACUUUAAAGGGCAACUCCACCACAUUUCGACUUCAUUUUCAGUAUCUCCAGCACCGUACCAUUGUCAACACGUGAAAACAGCACAUGCCUAAAUUUUGUAGAAAAAAUAUAUAAAGUUAAAACGUUCUACCCGAUGACAUCAUCAAAAGUUAAAACAUUUUUUUUAAACAGUGAUUUUCAAACACUAUGAGAUUCUGGCUAGAAACUCGUUGCAGGUUUUGAAAAUCACUGUUUUUUAAAAACGUAUAAUCUUACCCAGUGAUGUCACAGAGAAGCAUUUCUUAGGAGCUUUAAUCUGAACCUUUUAACCACAGAUCAUGGAAAUGCGUCGUUUUCACACAUAUAGACAGUUGUUUUGUGCUGGAGAUUAUAUGUGAGGUUGGAAAGUGGCACAAUUGCCCUUUAAAUUGCAUUUAUUAACCAAACCCAAAUGGGGGUCAGUAAAUCUUGUUGUCAGUCAAUGUCAUCUGAGCAGUCAUUAAAUAGGAGGUUGCAUGUCUUUUUCUACUACAAAAUGUUGAUAUAUGGAGUCCCUGUGUAGUAAGACAUCUUUGGAUUGAACUUUUUUUAACUUUCUCAGAGUCACCACCAGACAUCUCUCUCUAUGUCUGCAAACGGCUAAAGCUUUGUUCACACUGCAGGCCUUAAUGCUCAAAUCAGUUUUAUUUUCAAAUCCGUUCUGGAAAACUGACUGUCCAAACACUGUGACCAAAUUGGAUUUGUGUUCAGACAGCAGUCUACAAUUGAGUACAAUUGAGUAUUUUUUCCACCAGUGUACUUAAGUACAUUUAAAACCAGAUACUUUUAGACUUUUACUCAAGUAGUAUUUUACUGGGUGACUUUCACUUUUACUUGAAUCAUUUUCUAUUAAGGAUUCUAUAAGGAGAUGUCAUCCCAUUUGAAAUAGGCCCUUUGCUUAGUUGGCUAUAAAGAAGCAGUUCUUCAGAAAUUCUUGAGAAUUGAGCUCCACCAGUGGGAGUUCCACAUAAUGUUUGUUCAUGUUGUUUUUUCUUUCUUCAUAGUCCCUUUCUUUUUGUGCCAGAGUACAUUUUCAUAAUAUGUGUUGAAAACUGUCCUGAAGUUGAAUUUAACCAGAACAGUCAUUGUAAUGAAAAAUAAGCCUAUGUUUCAGUAUCCAGACAAAAUAAAUAAAAACUAUAUUGAACACAGUCUCACCAUUUUUGGGGUGUUUUUUUUAUGCCAUGUCAAAUCUAACAUUAUCCUCCCCCCCUGUUGCCCCAGACUGCCCAGCGGACAUGUACAUUGUUCUGGACACCUCAGAGAGUGUGGCGCUGAGAGCCCUAUGGCUCCUUUGUUGAACAGAUCAAGCAGUUUGCCCUGGACAUUGUGGACCAGCUCAACACUAGGUGUGUAUCACCUCCAUACUGACUACAUGACUGGUAUUCAUAAAAAUAUCAUGUGGUUAACAAUGGGUGUUUUCAGGUCCCUUACUUCAAAUAAUUCAUGACAAUUGGCAAAUUAAAGGUAAGUUAUGCUACAUAGUAAUGAUUAUGGCUAGCUUGCCAAGAGAAAUAAAGUGCCGCGUUAGCUACAAGGCUUCUGGGAAACUCGUGCCUGACCGUUUAUUCACCCCUGAAACUGUAACGCAGGCCAAACAAUAUCAAUCCUCCUACAGAGGCUUCCAUUGGCAUACAUCCUGUUUCAUUCCAUAAACCACUCUCUGUGAUCAUUAUAAAAAAUAGUCAUAUUGUACCAGUAAAUUCACCACACACUCAGACCCACCCUGAUAAACUGCACACAGAAUGACCAUUGAUAACUGCUCUGGGCAACAGUGUUCUCCUGACAAUGUGUUGUUAACGAUCAUCACAGGAGGUCUGCCUCACUACAUGCAGUCUUAUGAACACGUUGUGUGUUGACCUCUGUGUGAACUGUGGUUCUACAGUGAUGAAUCGGGGCUGAGAGGUAGUGUAUGAGAACAGCUCCUCUCCUUAUAUGGUGCUCAAGGUUGCAUUAAUACUCUGCUCUUGGACAGACAGGGGAACAAUCACAAGCAUACAUAAACAUGUGCCCCCCCCCCCCACACACACACACACACUCAUACACACACAUAAAGACACACACACACAAGGACACACACACAUAAAGAAACACAUACACACACUCCUUUAGAGACAGCAAAUUAUCUAUUAUAAAUCGUAUUAGACUUGCUUUUGCCAUCACACUGUUCAGAAACAGUGCAACUAUUACGAAAAAAAUAUUUUAUCUGUAUUUUCUGUGGCCCACAACGAUACGUUUCAUCACUGAAUGCAAGCAAAAAACUAAAAAAACAGCCUGUGUGUGUGUGUGUCAGUGUGUGUGUGUGUGUGUGUGUGUGUGUGUGUGUGUGUGUGUGUGUGUGUGUGUGUGUGUGUGUGUGUGUGUGUGUGUGUGUGUGUACUACUCACUAACAAGCUCAGACAGGCAGCCAGAGUGACGAGUGACUGUGCGUGUUUGUUCAAUGCAGCCAUUCUGAAUCAUUCGCCCAGAAAAGGUUUGGGGUUUACCUUUGGGGCACUGACCUGCAUUCCUGACUGAGAGAGAGGUUGAUAUCUUAUCUCCAUCAAAUGAAGUCUCACCUUACAGCUCAGGAGUUGUCCUCCUGAAGUUCCAAGGUGUGGACCUGAUUAAUGACGUCUUCACAUGAUAAGAAUGAUACAUAUAAGAGUAGAUCCCUCACACACACUUUCAGUCCCGCAGGCACACAGGGAGCUUAGUCGUUAUCUGCAGUGUAUUGAAUUGGGGCCUAUGUUUCGGAAAAGCCCUGUAAUUCAAGAUGUUGUUAUACAAUAAAAUACCAUCUGCUCAAUGUUUAUAAAGCAAGGAUAAAUGUUUGCACUGACCCCAAGUAUGCCAAUUGCUAAUGCAUCAUGGAGUAUCCCCUAACGUGUCUCUGACUCAUCAGAACUCCUUUGCAAAACAGCCAAAAUAUGUUUAUAUAUUUCUUAACACAAUUAUAGCCAUUAGUGAUGUGAUGCCACUAAAGUAUGCAAAAUGCUAAUGCCCUAAAGUGUAAAAAGCCAAAGAAUGCCUAGCUCUAGACAGCGUCUGGUUCUUUGCACAGUUGGUUGAGUAUUUAUGUAUCUUUUAUUGACUUCAUCAGAAUAGCAACUGCCUGAUGAUUUGAUUGUGUACUGGAGGAAAUAGCAGGAGGACGAUUGGUGCAAAUGUGCUUGGGGCUUGGCAAGACGACACACUUGUAAUAGAUUUGUUCUAUCAGGUUUUAGUACCACUGUCUCCCCACUGGGAAUCAAUACAUCAUUCCCAUUAAAUAACUCUCCGCCUUAUAAUCUGUCAUCAUUUUCUCAAAGUACUGAAGACUGUAAAUGAAAUACUGCUAAUUUAGGGGAAUUGUCCCUGUAGAUACCUGUGCAUGUAGAUCAGAGGUAACUUGCUUUGUGUCACGCUUUGUGUGCCAUUGUGACAUAGGUCUACCUGUACACAUCUAGAUACCACCGCUGUGAGCGUAACCUGACGUGGAGCGUGGGACUGCUGCAGUACAGUGAUGAGGUAAAGGUGAUGAGGGAGCUGACCAGCACCAAGGCCCAAGGCAGAGCUCAGCUGAAGAGAGCCAUACAGGACAUCCGCUACAUCGGCAAGGGCACCCACACCGACUGGGCCAUCUCUGUAGCAACUAGGCAGCUGAUGACG